AUGAGCAACCCCCCGAACCUGAGCAAUAGUCAGGACCAGCUUUUGCAAGAUGCUUCUACGUUGCUAAUGUUUGCAAACGUAGCCGCUAAACAACAGCAAGAAAUCCGACAAAACACCCCCUCGCCGCCAGUUGUGCCGCAGUUGGGUUCUCACCAUCCCGUUGGACUGGGGCUGUUUACGCUGCCACAAGCACCACUCCCUCCACAACCUGCAACUCAACUGGCUGUUUCUCAGCCACCAUAUGUGAAGCACCCGGUGUUUGACCCUGUGAGGCAGAUAUACAUCAAUCACACGCCAUACAACCACCUACCUCCUCAUCACCGCACAGCAUUACCUCCUGCGGAAGUUCAUCAAGUCCAAUUUCCCAGUGUUGCUGGCCAAACAACUGGUGCUGCCGCUGUUCCCUCACCUCCAACUACAGCCAGCACCACCAAUAACAUAAACGGGACCUCUCAGCUCGGCCCACCAAGCAGUCUGGUACCUGUGUCAACCCAUGUAUCUGCCCACUCGUCGGUUUCGGAGCCUGGUUCAAAAGAGGCAUCUCUUCACGUACCAGCUCAUAGGCGCACAAGCUCGGUACCAAGUACCACUGUUUCUCUUACCCACGCUUUGUCGCCAGGUCCAGCGAGUGUGGUGCUUGCACGGGGUUCCAGUAAUGGGACCAACAAUAAUUCCAUUAUUGCAGCUGCUGCAUUGGCCCAAGCGGCUGAUAAUCCUUUGCCGCUUCUCAAGCAUGAAGAAGCAGUACGAAGGGAAAUCAAGCACGAGGUUAUAAAGUCACCGGUUGUUGCCGAUAAGGCGGGUGUUAAAACAGAAAAGAAGCCUGAGGUGCCAGAGCAGGAACCUGUGGUGCCUAAGCUGGAACCUGUGGUGCACAAGCAGGAACAUGUGGUGCACAAGCAGGAACAUGUGGUGCACAAGCAGGAACAUGUGGUGCACAAGCAGGAACAUGUGGUGCCUGGGAAAAAGCCAGAAAUUCCUGAAGUAGUAGCACCUACUCCACAUAACGAUGACAAACCCCUAGUUAGUAAAGACUAUGUGGCCCCACCGUUACUGGAGUACAAAGUAGAACCAGACUCCGGGGUUAUUGGGUGCAUAUGUGGAAUCAGCGAUGAUGACGGGUUCACCAUUCAAUGUGAUAUCUGCUACAGAUGGCAGCAUUGUUUGUGCAUGGAUUAUUCCACCAACGAAGAGGUUCCUGAAGACGAAUACAAAUGUUAUUUUUGUGACAAAGAAAAGUGGGGCAAGUUUGAUCCAGAACAAUGUAGACACAAUACCGUCACUCGUUUACAACAAGAUAAUGAUAAUCAAGAUGUGUCAACUUCCAAACCAGGCAACAAAAGAAAAGUUUCAACCUCUGGGAGGGUUGGAGAUAAGAAAAAGCUGAGAUUGAAUCCAAAUCAAGAAAGACCCAAGGAUAGGAGGAAACAACUUCGAGAUGAUUUUUCUAAUCCUACCUCAGCAGUUGAUGAGAUUCCUGACUUCAUUCCAAACGAAGAUAAUGAAUUGUUAGACGAUGGGUAUACUGCUGAGAGUUACCAGAGCACUUACUAUAAGUUGAGAUCAAAUGACUAUUUGAACCAUCAGUCACAGAAGCAUUUUGAAGAUUUAGGAGACAGGUUUUACGAUCUGUUCCAACAGCUCUCUGAGGAUGAGAAAGAGAAGCUUAAUAUUGAAGUUGUGACUUUGAAGAAUUUCAAGGCCAUUCCAAGGAUGUACGUGAAACUCCCCAAUCAUGAGACGCACAUGCAAGCUCACAACAAACCCAUUAAGAUUCCAAAUGUGUAUAUUCAAGUUAAACAGUAUUCUGACUCUCAGAAGCAAAAGUUCAAUGGAAUUUCAAAGUUGAGUUUAUUUGUUCAAGCACAACGAGAGGGCAGUAAAGAAGCGUUUGAGGAUUUAAUACCCAAAGGAACUCCAAUUUUGGAAUACUUUGGCGUGUUGAACGAGUUUUCUCAGUAUAGAGAUAAUAAGCCAAACCAGUACAAUGUGUGGGGAACUACUAAACCAAAAGUGUUGAAGACCUCAUUAUCGUUUAUUGAUAAGGGUAAGCAAAUUAAAGACUUUGAUGUGGUAUUGGAUUCAAGAUUUGUUGGCAAUGAAACAAGGUUCAUCAGAAAGGCAUGUCCUCCAGCUGCUAAUUGUGAGGUUAAAGCUUUCUAUAUUCCUGAGGCAAAGUCCUUUAGGUUUUUGGUUGUGACGUCUAAGGAUAUCAAAUUGGAUCAGGAGACUUCUGAAGAAGAGCUUCGCUUACCCUGGGAAUGGGACGAGGCACAUCCGAUCAGAAAGAUGUAUGGUGAUGAAUCAAAGAACAUUGAAGGACUUAAAUUUGAUCAAUUGUCAGAUAAAGAAAAGACCUUGCUCAUCACUACCAUUGACAAUUUGCUCUACUUCACCGAAUGUGGAUGUUCAACAACCACAAACACCCCACUGUACUUACCCAAUUGUGCAGUUUUUAAAGUGAGAAAGGCAAUUUCUUACCUAUUAAGAGCAACUAGGAAGGUAUCUGGUAUUAUAAAUGUCAACAUGUACAAACCUAAAGAUGAGUUGAUUAUACCAAAAGAACCCAAAACCUAUGUACCGUGGGAACAGAGAUUGCACAAUAGAGAGGAAUUCAUCCAGACCAAACUCUUUGUUCCUACGCCUACUAAAGUAAUCAAAUUUGACGAUGAUGAAGAAGUCCUGCGGGAUACCAUAAAGGAUAUCAUUAUCAAAAACCAACUCGUCAAAUUGACCGAUAAUUCGGUAGAAGUAAUCGAUGGCAAGUACCAUAACGAUAAAGUCUUGGACUUGGUUCCUAUCAGUACUGGAAUCAGUGCCAAGGUUGAAAAAACAGUUGAGGCAGAAGUGCAGGUGAAGCCCGAAAUCAAGAAGAGCUUAAGUGAGCUUAAGUUAAAAUUGACCGACAACAACUUGACCAAGAUUAAUAAGGUAUUGAACCUCAACUUGGAGAAGAGAGUCACACCACCUCCAAUACCAGCCGAACCAUCUGAGAAACCCAUGGUCAAAAAGAAGCUUUCAUUUGCUGACUACAAGAAGAAAAUGAAAUAA
Messenger RNA from Yamadazyma tenuis ATCC 10573, 3051 nucleotides. RefSeq names its product histone-binding protein (gene SET3). NCBI's taxonomy places the organism in Eukaryota, Fungi, Ascomycota, Pichiomycetes, Serinales, Debaryomycetaceae. The record is from RefSeq and is a predicted model, not a curated record. Gene Ontology annotation, cellular component: Set3 complex; Rpd3L-Expanded complex. Gene Ontology annotation, biological process: regulation of DNA-templated transcription.